Molecule: messenger RNA, 1098 nt
Organism: Suillus clintonianus
Lineage: Eukaryota; Fungi; Basidiomycota; Agaricomycetes; Boletales; Suillaceae
Exons: 2
Coding region: 1-1098 (365 amino acids)
Molecular function (GO): protein binding
Source: RefSeq, a predicted model, not a curated record
AUGUAUAUCUGUCUGUUACCCACAGAAAUUCUACUGCACAUAUUCACUAACAAUCAUAGUAAAAACCUGAACCACAGAUCUCAUGUCACACUUGCUGCUCUUGCGAGAACCUGUAGGAAGUUCCAGGAGCCGGCGCUUGAUAUUCUUUGGAAAGACAUAAAUGGGUUCAAGCCACUCAUCUCAUGCCUACCUGAAAGUAUUGCUCACACAAACGCGCAAGGAUACUUGACGUUGAAAAGGCCUCUCUAUUAUGGAGAGUGGGAGCUGAUUGAUCGAUAUACGCGACGUAUCGACUCCUUUACGGUCGUAUCAAUUGAACUAGACAAGAUAGACAUUCGGGUUGCGCAAGCGCUCAUGUCUGCGCCAUCACCCACACCGCUCUUGCCGAACCUUCGUAUUCUGCGUUGGUUUGACAGACACGAACACCUCUAUCCGCUGUUGCGCAACUUUCUUGCGUCAACUAUCACAACGAUGCAACUGAGCUUUAGAUCAACACCCCCCUUGUUUGCCCAAUCUGCUUUGUUGGCUUCCCUCGGAGCUCGAUGUCCAUCUAUUCAGGAACUCACAUGUGCUAGUGCUGGUGAUUCUGAAGAUGCAUUUUGCGAAGCUCUUGGUGCCUUGCAGGAGCUUUUCUGUCUUGAAACAGGGGUCCUUAAUCCACGAGUGCUCCUUCGCUUGACUUCUUUACCGUCGUUGAAGUAUCUGCAGUUCGGGCUGGAGACGUACAACAUCAACGAGAUGCAACUCGAUUCUCCAACAAUUUUCUCCCGACUCGAACGAGUGCACAUUACUGCCCAGUCACAGUCCGUUAUUAACAACUGUCUCAGAAACGUCCGUUUUCCCUCCUGUCGAUCAGGGAAGGUGUACGUGAGAGACGACGAUGACCUAGAGCCGCAUUAUCCACUGAAUAUUCCAGACCUCAUCAUCUCCCUCUCGGAAUGCUUCUCUCCUGCUCUUCAGAAACUUCAUUUCGUGUUAGGGUUCGAUUUCAACGCCCUCAAAGAAGACACACUUGCCAACCCCAGCUCUGCACUAAGCUUCAACGCGAUUACACCGUUGCUGUCGUUUAGUCGCUUGACGGACUUGAGGCUCGAUUAA